CCCGGAGGCAUCUGUCCCAGCCCCAGAGGCGCCCGUCUCCCAUCCUCACGCGCACAGCCUCCGUCCCGGGGCUGCAGGGAAGGAGCCGGGAUGGAGGUCGUUCGCAUGGAUGCAGACCCCUCGCAGACGUACCGUCCAGAGGCAGGGGCAGUGCCGGGCAAGCCGAAGGCAGACUUCAGGAACUACACGGAUGGCACGCUCCUGGACCGUGUGUACAACACUUACCUGCUCAUGCACACGCACCAGACCGUUGACUUCGUCCGCAGGAAGCACGUGGAGUACGGGGCCUGCUCCCAUCGCCGCCUGAGCAUCAUGGAGGCCCUGGACCUGCUGGACAACUUGGUGGACGAGUCGGACCCGGACGUGGACUUCCCCAACUCCUACCAUGCCUACCAGACAGCCGAGGGCAUCCGCACGGCGCACCCCGACAAAGACUGGUUCCACCUCGUGGGGCUGCUGCAUGACCUGGGGAAAAUCCUCGCCCUCUCCGGGGAGCCGCAGUGGGCCGUGGUGGGUGACACCUUCCCCGUGGGCUGCAAGGUCCAGAAGUCGGUCGUCUUCAGCGACUCCACCUUCCACGACAACCCCGACACCCGCAACCCCCUGUACAACACCGAGUACGGGAUGUACCGGCCCCACUGCGGCCUGGAGAACGUGCUCAUGUCCUGGGGCCAUGACGAGUACAUGUACAAGGUCAUGAGGUUCAACAACUUCUCCCUCCCCCCGGAGGCCUUCUACAUGAUCCGCUUCCACUCCUUCUACCCCUGGCACACCUGCAGCGACUACAUGCACCUGUGCAGCCCUGAGGACCGGCGUAUGCUGCCCUGGGUGCAGGAGUUCAACAAGUUCGACCUGUACACCAAGAGCGAAGACCUACCUGAGGUGAAGCAGCUGAGAUCCUACUACCAGUCCCUCGUGGACAAGUACUGCCCCGGGCAGCUGUACUGGUGACGGGGGGCCUGGCCUGUAGCUUCCAGGGCUGGGCAUGGGGGAGAGACGGCAGCGCCGCUCAGCGGGGAGGGGUGCAGGUUCCUGCUGAUGUCUCGGAAAAGAGGCCUCCCCAGGACAUCCUCUCUGCACUCCCGGGCACAAAGCUUCCCACCCACCCCACAUCGCCAGCCAGGGGCUGCACCUGCACGAAGAUGGGUGUGGAGAAAGCAGUGCAGCCCAAAUGACCACGACCCCAAGAAGCACUUCCUUGUGCAAACAUAAUAAAGCCUGUGCUGCGCGCG
This is a messenger RNA of Alligator mississippiensis (American alligator), 1232 nucleotides long. It is a transcript of the gene MIOX, whose product is annotated as myo-inositol oxygenase. Bases 91 to 951 code for a protein of 286 amino acids. The transcript is spliced from 10 exons. Lineage: Eukaryota; Metazoa; Chordata; Crocodylia; Alligatoridae. Gene Ontology annotation, molecular function: iron ion binding; inositol oxygenase activity. The record is from RefSeq and is a predicted model, not a curated record. Gene Ontology annotation, biological process: inositol catabolic process. Gene Ontology annotation, cellular component: cytoplasm.